AUGGCGGGUCUGUCCGUCGGCGUCAAGGCUCCUCUGUACAUAGUUGUCUUCUCUCUGUUGUGUUUAGCUUUUUACUAUCUACUAAGUGGUAAUGGAUUUCGCUUCGACAUCGGGUGGUUCCUCGAGGGCAUUUCCCCCUAUCUCUGGGCAUGCGUUGGUGUUGGAUUGGCAAUUUCUCUGUCAGUCGUUGGUGCUGCGUGGGGAAUCUACAUUACCGGGUCAAGUAUUAUCGGUGCUGGGGUAAAGGCCCCUCGAAUACGUACCAAGAACCUGAUCAGCAUCAUUUUUUGCGAAGCUGUUGCUAUUUACGGCAUCAUCAUGGCUAUCGUUAUUGGUAACCAGAUCGAGCCCUUUGAUCCCCUUGUUGCGUCCAAUGCGGUGAUCCGGGCCAACUAUCUUGCGGGCUAUGCUAUGUUCGGCGGAGGUUUGACUGUGGGUUUCAGUAACCUCUUCUGUGGCAUCUGCGUUGGUGUAGUCGGUUCGGGUGCUGCCCUCGCCGACGCCGCUAAUCCGUCCCUCUUUGUCAAAAUUCUCAUAAUUGAGAUCUUUGGUUCCGCUAUCGGGCUUUUCGGAGUCAUCGUUUCUAUCCUCCAGACUUCGCGAAUCCGUAUGGGCAACAAAGCCGUCUGA
This is a messenger RNA of Mesocestoides corti, 630 nucleotides long. The record is from the annotation of a GenBank genome assembly. NCBI's taxonomy places the organism in Eukaryota, Metazoa, Platyhelminthes, Cestoda, Cyclophyllidea, Mesocestoididae.